Molecule: messenger RNA, 11611 nt
Organism: Hyalella azteca
Lineage: Eukaryota; Metazoa; Arthropoda; Malacostraca; Amphipoda; Hyalellidae
Gene: bark
Product: protein bark beetle
Exons: 37
Coding region: 100-9699 (3199 amino acids)
Cellular component (GO): membrane
Source: RefSeq, a predicted model, not a curated record
GAGUGUGGAUGUGUGGUGUUGCUAUGGCGAUCUGUUCGUAGCGCAGGCCAAAUUAUUGGCUUAUCAUUGAGUGACUCAGUAAUAGUUUUAGUUAUCAAAAUGAAAGAUAAUUGGCGCAAAAAUUGUCAAUACUUGAUAUGUGAGUGCAGAAGACACAUAAUAUACGAAAUGCCAAGAAAGAUGCCAGUCUUGAGAUACUCGGUAGGAUGGUUUGUGUUGACCACUGCUUUCUUGAUUCUUGCAUUACGUCCAGACGGCGUCAAUUGUAAUUAUAAUGAUGUUUUUCGGACUUCAUGGCGUAACAACCGUUCGCCUCCCCAAGACAGCAAUAUUUGGGAUAAAAUCAAAUAUUUUUCAAGAAUUGAUUUGAAGUCAGAUGUUCAUAAUCGUGAUAAUGUCAUCCAUGACAUCGGUGACUCCAACGGACUUCGUUCAAGAAGGUCAACAUCCAAAUACUACUAUGCCCGAGAGGAAUCUCCUCACUACAUUACAAGUGAAAUUCAGGUGCCGAUUGGAGAAGAGAUGAUCAUAGAACCUGGAGUUGAAAUGCGGUUUGAUCCUGGCGUCGGUAUCACAGUCCGGGGAGUUUUAACUGCAAAGGGUACGCAGUAUGAUCGCAUCACCCUGACAAGCAGUGCCCCGCCUCCUGCUCCCUUGGGCAACCUGAAGGCACGUCUCGUGGAUGGCCCCACUCCUGUCCUGGGGCGGCUCCAGCUCUUCUACAAGAACCAGUGGCGGGGUGUCUGCACCAACUCCAGGAAUUGGACAGCAGCGGACCUGUCGGUGGUGUGCCGGCAGAUGGGGUUCACAGGAGGCCAGUAUCACGAGUGGCAGGACAAGCCCAACAACGACACCAAGAGCCUCCUGCUGGAGACGCCCGCGUGCACUGGGGCGGAGAGCAGCAUCGAGGAGUGUGCCUGGUACAGCAGAGCUCUGGGUGGCGGCGUUUGUGACCUGCACCCUGACCUGGGCGUGGCGUGCGGAGAGUAUCACGCAGACUGGAGAGGACGCCACUACUGGAAGGGCAUUGAGUUCCUCGACGCCGAGUUCACCAAGGAGCUCCAGCAGGAGCGCACUCAGUUCGUCAAGGUGUCACGGUCACGUCUGUCCCACAUCGACAUCCUGCACGCGGGCUACGGCCCACGACGUCAGGUGACGGCCGCCGUACAAGCCUUCAGUACUCCACCUCGUCUCGACCAUAUCACCAUUUAUGGCUCGGUCUACAACGCAAUUAACUUCACCAUGCCCGGCACUUUCAUCACUCUUUACGCCGCUAAUAUCACCGGCAACAGAGGCUUCGGUGUGUACGUGAACAGCUCGACGGGUGGCGUGAGACUGGAAGGAGGUUCAGUGGUAGCCAACAACCAGGCGGACGGCGUCAAGUACAACUUCCACCAUCGGGAACCUAUCAAGUCCGCCGACGAUUCCUUCAUGGAUUUCUGCAAGGGCGCGUACAACCUGCAGCAGACGUACCCUCUCGUCAUGAAGGCUGAGCAGGAGCGCAGGUCUUUCAACCCCAUCAUCUGUGAGAAGGUGUUUACGACACAAUUGGAGGACUACGUGUUCACGCUCCACUUCAACUACAUGCUUAACGACGAUGAGUCUUCGGCGUCUUUAGAGGUGCGCGAUCGGGACCAGUUUGGAGAGCUACUCACGCGUUUCAGUCUUAAGAACAGAACAUAUCCCGCUUCUGUCGUGUCCAGAACAAAUCAACUUUACGUUAAGUACAGGGCCGCCCCCAGGAAACAGGCUAUCAUCUACAUGGAGAUCAUCGCGGGGCCGAGUAAAAUACCAGACCUUAGCAUCAACGAAUCGCAUGUCUUCAACAACCUUGGCCACGGAGUGUCCGUGGAGAACUUGCGCAGCGCAGUUUUCGUCCACAAGUCUAACCUGACCGGCAACCUGUUCGGUUCUGGCCUAAACGUUCGCGGAGGUUCCGGUGACGUGAACGUUACCUACUCUACCAUAUCGGAAAAUCUUGGCGAUGGUGUAAACGUGACGUAUGAAGGCGGUCUCCAGAACGUUACAUGGUCACGCAUUUCCGACAACAAGCUAAGGGGGAUCGCAAUCUGGUUCAACGAGACCGAUCGUAAUACCAGCUUGAGACAAGAGACAGGGAUUGCAUAUUCAGUGAUCGACAGAAACCUCGAGACUGGUUUGCUUGUGGGCAACUUCUGCCGCACGGCAUUCCUCAACAUCACCAGCAACACAUUCUCAAACGGGGUAGAAGCCGCGGUAGAAAUAGGCUCUUGCUGGAACAAAACAGAUCAGAUGAGAACUGUUUUGAUCACUAAUAACCUCUUCAGUAAUAAUAAUAAACUUGCGAUCAAGAUUGUUCCGGCAGUCAAUAUGAACCUCUCAAUUGAAUGGAACCGCUUCCUUAACAAUAAUCUAGGAACUGUUCUGAUUCGUAAUAAAGACCUGCCACAGCUUGAUCUGCUGCCUCUAGUGAGCAGAAUAUCAGAUAACAUCUUCCGAAGAAAUACAGGUAAAUACGUUUUGCAGCUUCGUCUCUCAACUCCUGGCAUAUACCAGUCACUGCUGCUGACCCGCAACAUAAUACAAGACAACAUCGUGCGUGAACCUUACGAAACAAUGACAUCCCGCAGCCAGGCGGCUGGCGUCGUGUGCCUUGGAUCCAAUAACAUUCAAGUUUAUAGAAACUUAUUGGAAAAUCCUGAAUCUCCGUACGAGCUUGCCUCACAUUCACUCGACCAAAGUGACGCAAUAAACUGCACCUAUAAUUGGCUUGGAAAGAAACUAGAAAAUGACGUUUACAACCGAAUUUUAGACAGAAGAGAUCGGUACAACUUGGCUUUGAUAUCUUUCCACCCGUUUCUGCUUAGCGACAACAAUAUGGAGACCCCAGUAGUUAGCAAUGCCCAGAUGUCCGAGCCUAGCUUCUUCGAUCCUUUAGACAGAACUUUAAUCGGGGGAGAAGUCAACGGAGAAAUUGUUCUCACUGAACCCAAGUACAAAGUAAAGAAAGACAUUUACGUGCACACAACAGGUGACUUGAAGAUAGCUUUCAACACAGUGUUGGAGUUUGAAGAGAGUGUUGGAGUUAUGGUUGCUGGUGUGAUGAGGGCUGAAGGUUCAACAACCGGACGUGUACGUUUUACUUUAUCCGGCACCACUGCUGCUGAGGAGCAGAAAAAAAUGGAGAUUGCGGCACGGGAUGAAUAUCAGAAUGGAGUAGAGGAGGCAACCGACGAUGAGGCUCUUGCAGACGACAUGACCGAGCGCACUUUCGACAUCUCAUCGACGAUACCAGACGUGCAUGUGAAGCUCGCAGGCGGGCGUGACGGCUUCGAAGGUCGGCUCAUGAUCUACAGCGGAGGUCGCUGGGGCAGCGUUUGCAGCCACGGGUGGACGGAGGAGACUGCGGCGGUGGCCUGCCAGCAGCUCGGGUUUGUCCUCAACCCUGAGGACUGGCUGCUGCUGCCUGGGGACUUGCCUCAGGAGGGACAAGACGCGCCCAUUGUCAGAGGCAACGUAGUUUGUGACGAAUUCGACACAGACGUGUCACUGUGUCGGAGUGACGAUGAGUCAGAGCUGGAGAACUCCUGUCGUCACACGGACGACGUGGGCCUGCGUUGCUACCCUCGGUCCUGGGCGGGCAUCAGGCUGGGCAUCACAGCCAAGGAGAGCUACCUUAAGAACGUCAUCAUCGAGAAGGCGGGACUGCUCGAUUAUUCCAUUAGAGCCUUCAAGCCUGCGCUGCAAGUGGACUUUCACCAGCACGUACUGCAGGAGUUGGAGAUCAGAGACAACUCUCAGGAUGGCGUUGGCGUUAUCUAUUGUGAUCAGUACGCCAUCAGCAACCGAGACGCUCGUCUCUUCGUCAAAUCCAACUUCUAUCGCAAUAAACGUCACGGCAUCUCCUUCAGGCAACUCGGCGCUAACAUCACCGACAGUACUUUUGCUUACAACGGCGGUUCGGGCCUUCACUUCGACCCGUUCUUGCGACGGUCUGACCAGCGCGAGAUGACGGGGUGGCUGAAGCUCCUGCAGUGCCACGUCUCGCUGCCGUCCUCUGACACUCAUGUCACGCUGGAGAAAGAUAAACCCAUACGCAUCUGCACCAGGACCAUCAAAAAUGAUCCUUCGCUUCAACAGACCGUCACUUUCACGACCGACCAGAGAAAUGUGAUUGGAAUCCAAAUAUUGAGUCCCGUCAACUUUGAGAGCUCUGAGAAGAUUAUCAUCUACGACUACCAAGAGGUCACCACUAGGAAGGACGUGUCUCGCUGGGACCUGAGUCGUGACCUGGUGGUGUUCCCCACGACGUCGUCGAGCUACGCGCUCACGCUGCAGUACACGUCGGGCCCGCUGGCUCUUGGGGACGCUAUCAUCCAGCUCACUGCUGUCGACCGCCGUCAUAUGGCCAUGGCUGGAGACUUGAAGAACUUCCGCUCCAAGUGGCCGAUGGUCUUCCUUACAAACUCCGUCCUCAGCAACAACGACAUCGGCCUGUCCACUGUCCACUACAACAGAUACUUGACAGAGUUGGACGAUUAUUUGCUGCGGUCGUCUAACGAGUCCAUCCAAGUUUACAACUGCUCCAUCAAUGACAACCUGCAGCAGGCCAUAUACGUGCUCUCCCCUUACCGUGUGCGCCAUGACAACCAUGACAUGGGAGAGUUCACCAUCAUGAUCAACAAGACGCUCAUCACACGCAACGGCCGCGGUGUGAUGCAGCAGAGCUGGGAUAUCCGGGAGUCGAAUAACCUCUUCAAUUGGGUGUUUGAGUCCGUGACUAUGGAAGAGAACGCAGGCGGGGUGUCCUUGUCUCUUCCUUAUGUGUGGAGGUUCAACGAAAAUUUCACGCAUUCUGUCUACGUAAACGCUUCAAGUUUCUCACGCAAUACUGGAUUCGGUUUCGUUGUGGACGGCCAUUUUGCAAAAGUUAAUAUCACGUUCUCGAACUUUGAGGACAAUACGUGCAAGCAUGGAACUUUUGCCAUGAGGGGCAUGGAGAAAGAAAUGUUCAUUCACGAUAACAAGUUUCUACGAAACGUCGGCACUUACAUGGUGGAAUUUAACAUGGACAGUCAGAGUGGUAUAUUAGGCGACGUUUUCGCUUAUUUUGAGUACAACAUAGUACAACACAACAAGCAUUAUCCUGUUACUAAACUCAAGUCUCGAGCCUUCCAAGCAGCGAGCACCGCUAUUGUCGUGCGUGGCCUCCAGAAAGUUAACAUAACUCACAACUUAUUCGGCAGUAACGAGAUGGACUAUGAGUUAUUGGCUGGUUUGUACACGGCACGCAUCGAAAAUUACAUCAACGUUGAGGCAAAUUGGUGGGGAAGCGACGACGCUUCCUAUAUUAGAGAAAGAAUCUUUGACUUCAAUGACUGGAACAACUUUGCCAUCGCCGACUACCAGCCCUUCUUGAUCGAGAAUAGCUUGAGAGCUGCUGUCAGAUCUGAAGGAGGUGGCCAUGCUCAUGACAAUAUUGAUUUUAAUGCAUUAGGCGGGCAGCUUUUCAACGAUCUCGUCUUAAAAUACCGCCCGGAACCUUACAUUGUCAAAUCUGAUCUCACGGUCAUGCCAGGAAUCACUCUAGACAUCAAACCUGGAGUGAUAGUGGAGUUCUAUCCCAACAUCGGUAUCCUAGUCCUCGGUCGCUUGCUGGCCGUAGGCAUGCGAGGUAACCAUAUACGUUUCCGGCCUGUGGAUCUAUCAAGAUCUGUUGACUAUCGUUACGCGCGUACCACGGAUCAUCCGCUGGUACGAAGAUCUGCGGAUGCUUAUGAGGAUCAAGGAUUUAAUGCCAUCGUGGUUGACAAGGCGAGAGCGACGCGUGCUAUUCAUUCCUCGAGAGGAGCUUCGCGGUUGCCUAUUGAUGUCCGGCUCUGCGUGGAGGGAGACUGUGCGAAACGAAGGGACGGGUUCUUAGAGUUAUACAACAGCACCACACAGCAAUGGGUGCCGGUGUGUGAUGACCGCUUCACGGAGCGUAACGCGCAGGUUGUAUGUCACCAGCUCGGCUACAACAAACUUCACUACUUCAUGGGGCGCGACAUACGCAAUGAGAUGUACCCGAACGCGCUGGUACGCGUCAGGACCUGGCCAGAGCCCAUCCAGUGUCAAGGGACGGAGAUGAGUUUAUCCGAGUGUCCCAUCCGCAUGAACGGACAAAUUUUCGACCACCGCUACGAGUGUUCGUGGAACGGAGACUUCGUGUAUAUUGCGUGUGGCGAACAUCAUUUACCUAACCCUGAACUCGAGCACUGGGGCGGUAUUAGGUUUUCGAUCGCAAGCUUCGAGCACAGCCGUAUAUUCAGCCGUAUCCACGACCCUCACACCCACCACCACGGGCCGUACAACAGCUCAGCAUGGCCCUCCAUCCUCGAGUGGGUUGAUGUGCUGGGUGCUGGUGUGCUGCACAACGAGUUCUCCCCCGCCAUCAUGUCCUUCCAUGACCCACCUAGACUCAGGGGUGUGUCAGUGACAUAUUCUGCCCACGAUGGCGUCUCGCUCAUCUCUGCCGUGGACGCGUUCGACAUGCUGUAUAACAGGUUUGAGAAGAACUUAGGCUACGGGGUCUCUCUCAUUGGUCUCUCUGGUGAGACGAGAGAGUCAGACGAAUCAUCGUUCGUGCCGCUGACGCACGUACGUCUUCCGUACCACGUCUUCGGCAUGGUCGACAUCUGUGACUCUGCCAAGGAAAUGGUCAUCGAGGAACGUGUCUUGCUCUACUACAAAUACGACAACAGACCUGUCGAUUGCGUCAAGAUCUUCUCGUCUGUUUAUAACGUUAAAAAUUUCGGUAUCAGAUUCCUUCAGUUCAAUUUGUUCAACUCCACGUGGGACUCUAGUGCUAUUCUCGACCGUCUAUUACUGUAUGACGGCGACGUGUACAACGAAACCAGCACAAUCAUUGCAUCGCUGCACGCCAACACCACCAACCACAUGAAGCUCUUCAAGACCGUGGGCACCCGCCUGUCCGUACAGCUGCAUGCCACAGGCGCCUCUGGCUCCUUCGGAUUUGUUGCUGAGGUCCUCACGCUCCCCAUCUCAAAUAUCGGCAUUGGUCGUGACGUGCUGCAGAACUUCACGUACAACGAAUACUACAACAACGAAGAGGGGGCGAUGUUCUGUGCCACGGCAGGGGAGAUAAACCCCUGGCUCACGGUAUCCUGGAGUCGUAUCGAGAACAACGGCCUCAAACUCUACGGAAACUUCACCACUACACGCGCUGUUCUUAAUUUCGAUCUGCAGAACGUGCAGGAUGUCUUCAUCAAGAACAACCUGAUCCGUAACAACACGGGCGGUGUUUACAUCCUGACAGGCUCCAUGGGGGCCGCCACCAAACUCCAAGCCAACAUCACCAAUAAUCUUUUCCUGGAGACACAGCACCGGCCUGCUCUCUAUAUUGAAUCCCGCGCCAUGUCAGCAUACCAGCACGCAUCCAUUAGAAAUAAUGACUUCAGCUUCUCUUACUCACCAUACCACGAUGUCAUCACUCUGGCUCAGGUUAUUUCAGAUUUUAGCUACAACUACGCCCAUGCCAACCUAGGCCGCCACAUCCUCGACAUCUACGGCUUCGAGAGAGUGCGUCUACCUGUCUACCAGACUACCUCGCACAACAGUCUCGCCAGGAACCAGGCAGUGGACCCGACGUACCAGGGCACCAUCAUCGUGGGCAGCGCGGGCCAGCAGUUCGUUGACAACGUCUUCUACAACUGGGACAACGCAUACGAGAUGGUCGCUGUCAACGAGUCUGUUCGGUGCAACAUUUCCACCGAGUGCUCGGACAGUUGGAUGUAUCAGCCCGACGUUACAAGCACGUCUGACGUGUGGAAGGCCCCUAUCAACGCGCGCAACAACUGGUGGGGUUUCAACACGACCGUGGCCGUGUCGGGGCGCAUACACGACAGACUCGACGACUACACUCUCCACAGCGUCGACUUCUCCGAGUUUAAACUGAACAACUACACGCUGCUGUUCGGGUGUGAGCCCGGCUAUACGCUCAUCGGGGACGCCUGCUACCACUACGUGGGUGCCCCCAUGACCUACGCUGAGGCUAAGAGCUUCUGCAAGAGAGAUAACGCCUCCCUGCCUUUCCUCCAGAAAUAUUAUGGAGAAGUCCAGUUAUGGCUGAAGGAGAUCCAGCUGGAGUACCUGUGGCAGACGGACGCCGUGUGGGUGCAGCACUACGAUGUGGUCACCGGCUGCGCUGCCUUCGUCAACAGACAAGUGCGCUCCACUGACUGCUCUCUGAACCUGCCUUUCAUAUGCGAGAGUGAUCCGAACAACUCAGUGGACCCGUACGCGUGGGCCUCAGACACGCUGGUUCUUGGUGCCAUCGCGGCCACGAUCGGGUGUCUGAUCCUGGUGGUGGCGUGCGUGUCGUGCUGGGUCUGCAAGAGUCGUGACCGACGCAAGGACAGGCUCUCCAGACGCAGCUCCAUACGCGCCUCCAUCCGCUCCAACCGAAGCUGCAUCUCAACCGCCUCCACAAGCGGCUACAGCAUCGCUAGUCACAACCGGGGCACUCUCGAGAACCCAAACGCUCGGUCCCACCCGACGACCGCAGCGAGCAGCACGACUAACGGCCUGGUGGGGGCGGCGGGGGCAGAAGGGGGGCGGCAGGUCAUGGGGCGCGAGGGUAACUUAAAUAAUGGCCUCAGCAGCUCCCUGGACUCCAUCAACAAGCCUGGCCUCAACCCGUCCAUGAAUGAUGAGGCCGACCUCGUGUCCUACGACUCACGCAGCCGCGACGGUCACUUCAAUGUCCAUCUUGACGACAGAUACGCGCAUGAUCCCGCGUUGGAGAACGCUAACAUCGACUUGAUGACGCGGCCGACGUUCGACACGACGUACCAGAACUCGUACUUCUUGGGCACGUCGCCUGUGGCGUCUACGAACCUGCCGUCAACGACGUGCUUGGCCGACGACAUGGCGAUGCAGCGCGGCCCCGGUAGUGCGCAUGACCAGACGAGCGAGAAGUUCUCAAGCUUCUCUGCAGGGGGCAAGAACGUUGCGGUGAGAAGUCCUCAUUCCCGCUACAGUGUUCACAACUCAUCACGCAACCUUUGGUCUAAGAACCAGUCUAACAUAUACAACACGCUCAGCACCCGCGACGUGUCCCAGACACACUACGAGGUAAUCCCCGUACCCAUAAGCUUGGGGCAGCGCCCUAACACAUCGACGCGACGCAUCAACGGAAACACUUACCAGGCCGUGGCUCAGCAGCAGCAUGACCAGAAUAAGAGAAGACCUAAAUCUCACGUUGGUCUAUCAUCGAGCUAUCGCUUCGGGUCCGUCGGUGGCGGCUCAACCCAAAACCUACAGGAAUCUGCAGCGCCGCUGGCGUCGUCAUUCGGCACUCCUGCGGGUGGCAGCGUCGCGUCAGGCCACUCAUCUGGUAACGGCGUACGUCACAUGAACGACAUCACUCCUCCUGACGAGAUGUACAACACCGCAACCUUACCACGCGACUACCCUCCUAGCGAUUACCCUCCUCCACCUCGUUAUCCUUCACAGGAUAACCUCGUCCACGGCAGUCAGCUCAACCAAUACAGCCAAGAGCUAGGACAACCACCCCAAUACAACCAAGAGCUAGGACAACCACCCUACUCCAGCAGCUCUUACCUGCCUCCUAGCCAACCUUUCCACAUGCAGAGCGACACGCAGCUCGCCAAUAGUAGAUCGCUAAGCUCAAGCCAGCCGCUGGAAACUUCCAUGUAGACCUUGUCGGCUAAGAUUAUUAAUAAUUUUUUGUGUAAAGCUGAUUUUUUUGUGCAAGCUGAUGUGUAAAAAUAUUGAUAACUAAGACGCUUUCAUAACUUCUACGAUAUUUUGUAUAUUUAUUAAUGUGGAAAGAUUUGCCACCAAGUGACUUCUAAAGCUUGCGUAUAUUCUGUGAUUCACAUUUUCCCUACUACAGAGUUUCACUUGCAUGUUUAUGCCUUAAUAAGCUCACUUCAUCUAAUUAAUGUUAGUAUCAAUCACUUCCAGUAGUUUCAUGGGACAUCACUUAGAAUUACGUAUAUUGAUUGCUCAAUCGUUGGCAGGUGCAAUCACUAAGUUAUUUGACAUGCAAUAUGUUAAUUUGUACAUAGUAAUUCUUAAGUCAUGUUUCAAUAUUUCUUUUUCAAUUGCAGCCUAUGAUGCGUACAAAAGAAUGAAAUGAUUGUUGAAUAAACUUAGUUAUAGUUCACUACAAGGACUUCCAGGGCUAGGUUAAGUUCGAGUGAUUCAAUGUGAUUAAUAAAGAAUUAUUAAUUGCCUCUAGAAUUAGGUUCUUCUGUACCUCUAAAUUGAACAAAACUUCUACUAAUAUCAAGUAGCUAUAGUGAAAUUCCGUGCGCCAUUAGCCAUUCAUCGGAUCCUAAAUUUAAUGGCUGCAAAUUUUAGGUUAAACAUUUUCAUUGCUCAGUAGCAUUUCCCCCGUAGAGUCUAUUCGAGGUUAUGUACUCUUAUGAACUUUGUAACGCACUUCACAGUAUCACUGUAAAGUAUUUUAUUACGCACUUCAAUGUUUAAUGUAAUGCUCAUUAAUAACAUGAAUGCUAUCAUCGUGUUAUCGAAGACAGGUGAACUGCACUUUGCCCCCUUAUCGCUGUUUGCAAUCGGAAAGGAAAUAUUUGCCCUAUUUACUAAUAUCAUCAUUCCCAAAAUCUUUAUAGCGCUUUAGCCAUCACAUGACUUUCGUCUCAUUUACGAUGUUGGACUGACCGUGCGUCGAAAACGAACGUUUUAGAAAUUCUUCUGUUGGUUUGCACAUCGCCUUGAAUGUUAUCUAAAUUUUAAUGAAAUGUGCUAUAACUCCAUUUAAAACAAAUGCAAUUUUUUGUGCAUGCAUUAUUUCCCGUUCUUAAAAUUUUUACCUUUAGAUUAGCUUCAAUACGUUUCCUCCUUCAUUGGCCAAGUCUACUUGUAUUUAUUUGUAUAUUUUAUGAGCUAGUCACUGUACAUAAUGAUGGCAUUUUUAUUUUAUAUUUAAUGAGUUCCAAUUUAUAAUUUUAAGAUGCCUGGUCUCUGCCUUUGACUCGUUAGCAAACGAAGUUAACUGUUAUGAAAUACAUUCUUUCAGAUUCUUUGUUUGAUGAUUUAAUUGUAGUUGGUGUGUCAAGAUUCUCCGCAUGCCGUGCAUUAUCUUAAAUGAGAAAAUGUUAUAGACAUUAAUGGCGCACCUUCAUCGAUGUUAGUUUACGUUUGCUUGGCGAUAGCCUAUUGUGCCUUCAAUACUUCGUUGCUCGUGCUAGGACGUUAACCAAACGGUGGCCUGUUAUCUUGUGCUAUUAUCGUCUUCAAGUCGGGCAUUCGAGACGAAAAUUAAUGUUCGAAAGGUGCAGGCGAUAAAUGCCCACUUGAUAUCAAUCUGAAUUUAACCUACAAUUUCUGAAUGUUUUCAUACUUCGUAGGAAAUAUUGUUUAAGGUUAACUGGUGAAAUAUACACUCAGAUAUCGCAUUCAGAUCUCAACUGCCAGACGUAGCUUGUAGGAUGUGUUGAAAUAAACGUGGUGGCUCUGUAAUCACACAAUCACUUAUGAAGACAAGGGUAUGUUGCACAUGCUUUUGGUAUUUUUGUACAAUCUUGAAUGUCUGACGUAUCGCUGUGUUUAUUUUGUACUGUAAAAAUUCUAAGACCUUGAA